CCGACAUAUGACGUAGAGGGACAAGAUGGCGGCGCCGAGGAGUUUUUCGUCGGGAGGCUCUGCAGGGAAUUCCUCCGUGUCUGAUUUCCUCACCAUGGACUGCGAUGUUCUGACCACGGAGGACUGUUCCGGUAGUGAUGAGGAGGAGGAAUCCUGUGUUGUGGAAUGUAACAUGCCUCCUGAGUUCAACACCUACUGGAAAACAGCUUUAGAGAAACCGUACAAUUUCAUUGCUUGGACUAAACUGGUAGCAUAUUCAGAACAUCAGAAAAACCUGGCGGCAUGUAGGAAAGCUUAUGAUGCAUUCCUCUCACGUUACCCUCUUUGUCACAUCUACUGGAAGAAGUAUGCCGACCUGGUGCAGCAUCUUGGCAAUGAACAAGAGGUGGAAAAGAUCUAUGACCGUGCUGUUCAGGCCAACCCGUUGAAUCUCACCUUGUGGAUCAACUACAUUCAAUACCUAAAGAGGACUUUGAACAUGACUCUGACAAAGUCUGUUGACAAGUUGCGAGGUGUGUUUAAGGAGGCUGUAAAGGCUGCUGGUAUGGAGUUUCAUUCAGAUGAGUUAUGGAACACAUACAUAGAAUUUGAGAUGCAGCAGAAGAACCUGAAAGAAGUUACUGUGCUGUUUGAUCGAGUGCUUACUAUCCCCACUCAGCAGUCUCAACCACAUUAUGAGAGAUUUAAGGCUUUUGUAUCCAUGUAUUCCCCAAAUGAAAUCUUGAACACAGAGGAAUGGAAUUGGAUACGCUCAAGAGUAGAGCUUGAAAGUGACAAUGAACAGAUUGCUGCUGAAGACUCCGAUGAUUGUAAGAGACCAGACGACGCAUUUGAUCAGCAGUUGGAGUCAAAGUUUCGGGUACAUAUACUCAAAAUUAGAGAACAGUUGCAUCUCCUUAAUGAAGCAGAAGUUAAAAAGCGUUGGACCUUUGAAGAGGGGAUCAAACGGCUUUAUUUCUACGCUGCACCAAUAAAUAUUAAGCAACUGCAAAACUGGAGGAAAUAUCUGCAGUUUGAGAUAUCUGAGGGUCAGCACGUACGCAUAGUAUUACUGUAUGAGCGCUGCCUGAUGACCUGUGCGCUCUAUGAGGAUUUCUGGCUGUCGUAUGCACGGUAUAUGGAGGACCAUUCUGUGGAGGCUGCCCGUUCUGUAUUUGAGAGAGCCUGUCGUAUCCACUUACCACUGAAAUAUAAUCUACAUCUUCAUUGGGCAGCAUUUGAGGAGAAGCAUGGAUGCUUGGACUCUGCCCGUGCCAUUUUGUGUCGCCUGGAAAAUGUAAUACCCGGCUUAGCCAUUGUUCGUUUGAGGCGUGUUGGUCUAGAGAGACGAAAUGGAAAUCUACAGGAGGCUGAAAGGUUGUUAAAGGAGGCUGUGGAGAUCAGUGCAGGCACAAAGUCGGCAGGGUUUUAUGCUGUGAAGCUUUCACGGCUAUUUCUAAAGUUCCACAGAGACACACACAAGGCAAAAACUGUACUAGAGGAAGCCCUUAAGAAGGAUCCGGAUAAUGCUCUAUUGCAUAUGUCUAUGCUGGAGGUUGAAAUGUCCAGAAAUUAUACUGAAGAUGCUCCUCUGGUUUGUGUGGAACAAGCAUUGAAAUGUAAUCUCUCCGAUGGGUCAAAGAAGAUCCUAUCUCAAAGACGACUUGAAUUUAUAGAAGACUUUGGCAAUAGCCUGACAAGUUGGAUCGAUGCCUACAAUGAACAUCAAACAUAUCUGAAGAGGAAAGAAGAUGAUGGGUGA
This is a messenger RNA of Nanorana parkeri, 1741 nucleotides long. RefSeq names its product pre-mRNA-processing factor 39-like. Gene Ontology annotation, cellular component: U2-type prespliceosome; commitment complex; U1 snRNP. The transcript is spliced from 14 exons. Bases 26 to 1741 code for a protein of 571 amino acids. Lineage: Eukaryota; Metazoa; Chordata; Amphibia; Anura; Dicroglossidae. The record is from RefSeq and is a predicted model, not a curated record. Gene Ontology annotation, molecular function: protein binding. Gene Ontology annotation, biological process: mRNA 5'-splice site recognition; RNA processing.